Drosophila persimilis is the source of this 2137-nucleotide messenger RNA. RefSeq names its product zinc finger protein 555. The transcript is spliced from 4 exons. The record is from RefSeq and is a predicted model, not a curated record. Gene Ontology annotation, cellular component: chromosome. Gene Ontology annotation, biological process: regulation of transcription by RNA polymerase II. Gene Ontology annotation, molecular function: chromatin insulator sequence binding. NCBI's taxonomy places the organism in Eukaryota, Metazoa, Arthropoda, Insecta, Diptera, Drosophilidae. The coding region runs from base 1 to 1329 and encodes 442 amino acids.
AUGGAGGUCCAGCAUCGCAUCGUGUUUGUGUGCAGCUUGUGCCUUCGUCAGUACGAUCUAAUGGAGGACUUGCGUGGUCAUAUGGUCUUUUACCAUGGCUGUCAGCCAGUUGCCGGCAACAAAGCAGUAAAGACACCAACAAAGGCAGAAUCGAAUGCCUCCAGGUGCACCCUGGAGAAGAAAACUAAUGAAAAUCAAGUAGAGAUUGCAGCCCCGCCACCAACAGAUCUGCAGCCGAUGCCAUUUAAGGACUUUCGACUCGUGCUGCGUGCCAAUAUGCGAGUGCCGUGUUCCGCGAGCAAGGAGUGCCUAUUUAAGUUCGAGGAUGCCAGCAAGAUGGAGGUGCAUCGUAGAUGCCACAAGGGCAGCAGUUUCGCCUGCUGCGAAUGCGGCUUGGAGAUGGUAAACUGGAGGCGUUGUUCUGCCCACCUGUGGAAAGUUCAUCAAAUCGAUGUGGAUUUGCUACGCUGUCCCGCUCUGGACUGCACCUACAACGCACCUGUGUCGGCGCUCGUCUGGCGACAUAUGCGAGUGCACAAGAAGUGGCGUUCGAGGGUUCUCCGCUCCCUCGCAGCUGUCCAGCGACGGCGGAAACUGAAGGAUCAGUCCGACGAGCUUCCGUCUCAGCCAACAGCGACCACUGCAACGCCAAAUAAGAACAAAUACUAUGCUGAGAAGACCUGCGAGAUUUGCAAUCGGAGAUUUGUCAAUGGCAAAACGCUCUCUAAGCACGUGAAGACGGUGCACAACAAGAUAAAGCCGUUUAUAUGCAAUGUUUGUGGCAAGAAGACGGCGCGCAAGGCUAGCCUGAUAAUCCACAUGCGUCAGCACACGGGCGAGAAGCCGCUGCAGUGUGAACAGUGCAAGUUCUCAACGCGAGAUCCCAGUGUCCUGCACAAGCAUCGACAACGCCACGGCAGCGCCUCCAAGCAGAGCACCCUGAAGUGUGGUCACUGUGACUACGGCUGCAUCCAAGCCAAUGCCUUGAAGCGCCACAUGCGAAUGAACCAUGCCGAUGCCUACCGCGAUCUGUGCUGCGAUCUCUGCAGCUACACCUCGAUUAACGCAAAGCGACUGCAGGCACACAAGCAGGAUCAUCGCCAGGGGCUGAUUACCAACUGCGAAGACUCCAUGGAUGCCGCAAGGGCCGCUGGCUUUAAGUAUCCGCGCAAGCUAAGCGACAAGAACAACGAGAUAUCUGCAGAUUGCUUCAUGCCGUUGGAGAGCGUCGACUCGAUGCCACAUGAGCCAGCCGUGGACACGGGCGGGGUAACCAUACCAGCGCCGACCUCAGACGACACUCAGUUCCCCACGUACUUGAAAGAUUGAAUCGACUUUCUCAAUGAAUCCCAUCCUGGUAUAGCGUCCGUGAGGGCAUGUUCUGUUUUAUGUAUGUUUGUAUUCCAAUUCGCUGUAAAGAGUUUGGGGAUGGGGUGUGAAAUAAUGUUCUCGUGCAGUUGUUUGGGGGAUUUAAAUGCUUGUUUAUUAAAUUGUUCAGUUUUUGAUUUAAUUUUAAUAUCAUUUUAGAAUCUGAUAUGAUUUCUUUUUUGCAACAUUUGAAUUUUAGUCAUGCUGGUUUAUCGUGUUCCGUGUUUAUCCGUUAAUUUUUAGAUUUAAACUAAUUUAAAAUUUAAAAUUCUAAUUCUCAUCCAUCCAUAUUUGGAUUCAAGAUCAGCACAAAUAUCGAUCGCGUUCGCUAAGUCUAAGGUUACGACAAAAUUGUUUCAAUUCGGGCAGUUUUGCUAAUAACUUGGUAGAUCUUGGUUAAUCUUUAGUUAAUUUUAGUUAAUUAGUUUAAUAGUUGAGCUUUAGGUUUGGUUUAAUAAUGUAUAUUAUUUAUUUACUUUACGCUUGAAUGUAUUCGUCGGCAGAUCAUCCACAGAUCUGACGAUAUCCUAAAAUUAUGUAUCUGCUGUUCUCGUUACGUUCGCUAUAAGUAAGGGGGAGGGGGAAAAAGAGGUUCGGUUCCUCUGAGCCACAAAGAAAGGACUUUCAACGUUUAUUGUCUGAGUUUGAUUCGAAUAUCAAAAGAUGUUCACUAUUUGCGAGCGCAACUCAAGGAGUUCGGAAGAAGGAUACUCGUAGUAGAAUGAUUUUGUUUGUAAUGGAAAUAAAACGCUCCAUGUAAAAUUGUUAA